GGAGUGGUCCCAUUGACAUGUCGGAGCUGUGUCCUGCGGCUGACGCAACGCUCUGGGAGUCCGGCGGCUCGCGACUCAAACAACGGGUCGACCUGUGUCUUGACCGGUCUUGAACCAAAAUGGCCGAGUUUUUCGCCCCGUUUCUUCUGACUGGGACGCUGCUGUGUGGGCUGCUGCUCCCUGCAGUGUCCCAACACGGAGCCAGGGUCGAUAAUCCCAGCGAGCGGCCCAAUUUCAUCAUCAUAGUGGCAGAUGAUAUCGGCUGGGGUGACCUGGAUGCUAACCAGCCUGAAGCGAGGGCAAACAACACGCCUUACCUCAACCUGAUGGCAGAGCAAGGACUAAAAUUAACAGACUUCCAUUCCCCGGCCUCUACCUGCUCCCCAUCCCGUGCCGCCAUCCUGACAGGCCGCUACGGCCUAAGGAACGGAGUGACGCACAACUUCGCUGUCGGCUCUGUGGCCGGUCUGCCCCUCUCUGAAGUCACGAUGCCCCAGCUGCUGCAGGAAGCGGGAUAUUACACCGCCAUGAUCGGGAAGUGGCAUCUGGGCCACAACGGACCAUACGGUCCAACUCACAGAGGUUUUGACUCCUACUUAGGUAUUCCAUACAGUAAUGACAUGGGCUGCACUGACAUACCAGGAUAUAACCUGCCCCUGUGCCCCCCCUGUGACACAUCUGGACCUCAAGUGCUCAGGUUGAAGCGAAGGGUGCAUGAAGGAUGCUAUUCCCAUGUGGGCCUUCCUCUGAUUGAAAACCGCAGUAUAGUGGAGCAGCCGCUCGACCUAUGGACACUAACGGAACGAUACAAAUCUGCUGCAAUUAGGAUUAUACAAAAUGCAAGGGAGCGCCGGCAGCCCUAUCUGCUAUUCAUAGCUUUGGCUCACAUGCACGUUCCGCUGGCUCCUCCACUCCCUCCAGACACCAACACCACCGCUAACCAACCGAAUGACUACACAGUGUACGGUGCCAGUCUGCGAGAGAUGGACGGCCUGGUGGGGGCAGUAAAGAGCACUUCGGAUGACACAGACAAGAACAACACGCUCAUCUGGUUCACUGGUGACAAUGGUCCUUGGGAACAGAAGUGCCAGUACGCAGGAAGUGUGGGACCUUUCAUAGGGAAGUGGCAGACCAGCAGAGGUGGGGGCUCGGCUAAGCGGACCACCUGGGAGGGAGGUCACAGGGUGCCGACAGUGGCCUAUUGGCCUGGAAAGAUCCCUGCAAACACCACCAGCUCUGCCCUGCUCAGUGGGAUGGACAUCUUCCCAACUCUUCUGUCUCUGGCAGGGGUAACCCCUCCCGCAGACAGACCUUACGAUGGCAUCGACGCAACAAAUAUCCUCCUGCAAGGUGAACACAGAGGUCAUGAGUUUCUUUUCCACCCUAACAGUGGCGCUGCAGGGAGGUUUGGUGACCUGCAGACGGUUCGAUCAGGGAAACACAAAGCGUUCUACAUCACAGGUGCAGCAAAGGCAUGUGGGGGUGCAACAGGGAGCCAGCAGCUCCAUGACCCACCAUUGAUAUUUGACCUAGAGCGUGACGAGGCAGAGGAAACACCCCUGGACGCCGGGACACCUGGAUACCGGGCGGUAGCAGAGAGGAUCGCCCGUGGGAGGUCGGAGCUGUUGUGGGACAUAGCCACCGACGGGUCUGUGUCUGCAGCCGACUACAGCACUGACCAAUCAGUAGCCCCCUGCUGUGACCCGGGUCGGGCUGUCUGCCGCUGCCACCCGCCUGGCUAAGGACGGGAACUCCCCCACAGAAAGAGAAGCCCACAGAUGUGAGCCAACAACAUGUGGGGACAAAUAUCAGCUCUCGGGAUGUUUGUUUGUAGAACAAGCUUCUUGGGAGGUUCAACGUGCAGAUGCAGCAGGAGACGGGUAAACAAGCAGACAGAGCAAAUAGAGGAACUCUGGCCUGUGAUUGGCCGGGUGGCGGAGAAAAGGUCUGGGUUAGGCAGCUCAUCCAUAAGGUCAAUCAUUUGAUCCAUCAAAACAUGAAACAGUUCAGACGCGCUACAGUCAACGGGUCACAUUGUUGCAAUGUUAAUCAUUAGAAAGCCACGCUGUUUGUUUAACAAAGGACUUUGCAGGCUACAAACACAUACAUUUGCUUUUUGGGGGUAUUUGAUGAGAUUUAAUAGGACAAUUUAAUAUCAUCACAACUUAAUAAAUGUUGCUUUUAACAAACCAUAAGGAGACAGUGCGGAGGUUGAAUCAUUGCUCAGCUUUAAUGAGUCUCUGUGGUAAAUGUCCAGAUCUGAACAGGUCAAUGCAGCAGAAAGGUGUCCUAACAGUGCCACCUCUUGUCAACUAAUUGUAAUACCAUGUUACUUAUUACAACAGUACUAUAUAUAAAUGUUAUAUAUAUAUAUACACAUUAUACACACAGUCAAAAUCCUCAAUAUAUAUUUAUGCAUGGUAAGUCUAUGCAUUGAUGUGUAAUACUUCAAAAUGUUUUGCAAAAGAAUAUUUCAUACAAAGUAAAAAUGAGCUGGACUUGCACGUUAACACACUGUUCAGCAUCGUGUCGUGAAUUAAAAAAAAAAGGUCUUCAGGAUAUCACUGAAAUCCACGGACGUGCACGUUUUUCGUCACUGGCAGCUCGUCAAGUUUUUCCCAAUCUAGAGUCGACCGCCACAGAGCCGACGCCUACACAUGUAUCAUCAGGCUACAUUUGUGACUCCGCAAUAGUUUUAAGUCUCAUCUGUCGCUACCAUUACAUCUGCAAGUCAUACAAUACUUACUGCACGUAUCAGGGUUUAAAUAGUGUGUCACGCUAACAGCAUCUUUUAGGUGACUCAUGUAA
Molecule: messenger RNA, 2808 nt
Organism: Pleuronectes platessa (European plaice)
Lineage: Eukaryota; Metazoa; Chordata; Actinopteri; Pleuronectiformes; Pleuronectidae
Product: arylsulfatase G
Exons: 11
Coding region: 120-1742 (540 amino acids)
Molecular function (GO): arylsulfatase activity
Source: RefSeq, a predicted model, not a curated record